Molecule: messenger RNA, 959 nt
Organism: Phragmites australis (common reed)
Lineage: Eukaryota; Viridiplantae; Streptophyta; Magnoliopsida; Poales; Poaceae
Product: nitrogen regulatory protein P-II homolog
Exons: 7
Coding region: 147-794 (215 amino acids)
Biological process (GO): regulation of nitrogen utilization
Cellular component (GO): cytosol; chloroplast thylakoid
Molecular function (GO): ATP binding; enzyme regulator activity
Source: RefSeq, a predicted model, not a curated record
CAGGUUGUUUACGUAUCCCUUUCCGCCUUCAGAGGCUGAGCUCACGGAAGUCAGGAGCCGAGAGCCCAAGAGCGAACCGAGGCAACUGAGUCAACGCAUCCAACCAAACCUCGCCGGAGCUCUGUACUACCACCGACGACUACAGCAUGUCGCCGGCGACGUCCGCCGCCGCCUUUCCCGGUGUCCUCCUCCUCCAAUCUCCGGUCACCAUGCGACCUUUCCCCACUGCCCGCCUCCUCCCCUCGGGGCCUGCGAGGCCGCUCAAAGUCACCUCGGCCCCUCGUCGCCUCCUGGCGAUGGCCGUGCGCGCCCAAGGCGCCAUCAAUCCAGGGUACUUGCCGGAAUCGGAGUUCUACAAGAUCGAGGCCAUCCUUAGGCCGUGGAGGGUGCAUCACGUGUCCUCGGGCUUGCUUGAAAUGGGGAUCAGAGGCGUCACGGUGUCGGAGGUGCGGGGUUUCGGGGCGCAGGGAGGGUCAACGGAGCGGCAUGAGGGUAUGGCUCCGCCAGUGGCUGCGCAUUUGCAUGGCUCUACCAUUGACUCUGGGUCAGAAUUUUCGGAAGACACAUUUAUUACUAAAGUUAAAAUGGAAAUAGUGGUCUGCAAGGAGCAGGUUGAAGCAGUAAUUGACAAAAUAAUCGAAAAGGCAAGAACUGGAGAAAUUGGUGAUGGAAAGAUAUUUUUGGUACCUGUCUCCGAAGUGGUGAGAAUCCGCACCGGCGAACGCGGGAAGCAAGCCGAGAGGAUGGCCGGCGGACUGUCGGAUAGGCUGUCCUCUGUGGUGUCAAUCUCAUGAGCAGCAUUGCCGCAUGUUGUCUGGUCAAGCGCAUCCUCCUGUAUUGUGAGUGUAACCUUGUGCGAUGAACUGCAAUGCAAAUUCCACCCGAAAUCAUGCAAUGUGCACUGGGCGUAAUCGUUGAGAAUUCGAUGGAAUUGAUGUGAAUUCAGUUUUGUUUCAUUC